Messenger RNA from Actinia tenebrosa (Australian red waratah sea anemone), 1351 nucleotides. RefSeq names its product nucleoside diphosphate kinase 6, mitochondrial-like. Gene Ontology annotation, molecular function: nucleoside diphosphate kinase activity. The record is from RefSeq and is a predicted model, not a curated record. Gene Ontology annotation, biological process: UTP biosynthetic process; CTP biosynthetic process; GTP biosynthetic process. Lineage: Eukaryota; Metazoa; Cnidaria; Anthozoa; Actiniaria; Actiniidae.
GCUAUAAUACUACAAGCGUUAUGAAAGCAUGUGUUUGUAGUGAUAAAUAUAAUGGCUCAUUCAAGGAAAGUCCAGUUGACUCUAGCUCUUCUUAAACCUGACAUCAUGCUUCACCCAGUGAGAGUUAAGACAGUCAAGGAUAUAAUUAUAGAUACUGGCUUCAAUGUUGUUCAAUCAAGAGUUUUAUGCUGGACAAGGAAAGAAGCUGAAAAGUUCUAUGCUGAGCAUGAGGGAAGAUUUUUCUACAAUAGACUUGUGGGCUUCAUGAGCAGUGGUCCGAUGACAGCCAUGAUCCUAUCACGACAAGAUGCAAUAUCAAGAUGGAGAGAACUAAUGGGACCAACACAUUCCUACAGGGCCAGAGACAUAGCACCCAUUAGCAUCAGAGCACUGUAUGGAAUAUCAGAUACAAGAAAUGUUACUCAUGGCUCAGACUCUGAUGAAUCUGCAAUGAAUGAAAUCAAGUUUUUCUUUCCAGACUUUGAUUUUAAAUCAUACUUGCAACAAUGGAAUAAAUAAUUCAUUUCUUUAUAGCAGGAAAUCCAAAACAAGACAGUAUCAAGCUAUUAUCUGAACUAUCUCUACUUUACCAACUUGCUUUAAAAAUUAUGAAGAAAGAAUUUAAAAAACUCCUCAAUACUUAGAUGUUAAUUAAGUAGAGCAGUUAAAUAGAUCAAAGGGAUGAGAUUGUAUAUCAUAACUUGGCGUUAGAUAAGCAGCUUGCAGAAGUAGUUACCGACAGGGUCACAGUUCAGAAAUAUAGGCAUUCAUGCAAUAGUAACAUAGAAUAGAUGCUGCUGUCAAAGUUUUUGUUGUAGUAUCUUUUUCAUUCAGAAAAGAAAGCUUGUUGCAUGUCCAAAGUGGUAAUAUGAGCAACAUUUGCUUUUCAACUUGCGACAAUUCGCAUGCUUUUACUGACUGCAUUACCUAUUUAUAUAUAUUUUUAUCACCAAUUUAUCUUGGAAUGACACAAAUCUAUGCCAACACAUGUUGACAUUAAUAAAGUGGCAAUAGAGUGCAAACAUAUCCGUGAAAUAUUAGUAUUACUAAAUUACACUAUUUUAUGCUAAUUCUAUUGUUUUCUUUUGUUUAACUAGGACUAUUUUGAACAAUUUAGUAAUUAGUGUUUCACGUACUGUUUAAAAAACGAGCAGGAGUGUUUUAUUGGGUAUAAAACACGAGGCGCAGCCGAGUGGUUUUAUAGACCCGAUAAGACACGAUCUGCAAGUUUAUUAAACGGCUUAGAAAACUUAUGAUGUAUGUUCUCAUAUUGUACCGAAUUCUUUACGAAAUGAACCAAGUUUGAUAGAGAAAAUCCAAGUUAAAGUUUAUGCAAAUGAAGACGAAUCUA